CCGGAUAAUUUCACAUCUGUACGGAUUAUUCCAGAAGGUUUGGGGAUUAUUGAAUCCAGAAAAGUCUGUUUUUCAUUACAUUUAUAGAUCAAUAUGCAAUAUUAAUUGUCAUGAUGACUAUGGCAAUAGAUAGCAAGAAAAGGGUGGAGAAUCCGAGGAAAUACUCCGAGUGACAGAAAUUGUUUUUUCUGGGCCGUAAAAGACUAUUUGAAUAGGAUGGAGGUCCACACCCACACUGACCUGAGGCUUCAACUGGUUCAUUUCAUUGAAAAGUUACCCGAGACUACAAAGGCUGAGCUCCACCAUUUCCUGACAAGAGACAUGGACACAUACUUACACAGUAUGUUGAAGAAUGGCACUUAUGCUGACCAUGUGUGCCUGCAAAUGAUGUGCAAGAUGCUAAAAUGUAGCAUUACACUUUACAGUGGUCCAUGCGGAAUUAGCAGACAUCCACAUAGAUGCAUCAAGCUUGCCAACACUGGUGCUUGGGUAUCUACCAGACAUCGAGCAUUACGUCAGUCUCGAGCCCAUACCCAGGAUUGCACCAGAAGACUUUGUGGCUGUGCAUUUCAAGACGAAGAGGAGCACAUGCCUGUAUUUAGCUAAGGUUCUGGAAGAUGUGGAAGAUGAAUUUCUGCUCAAGUUCCUGCCGGCAACCAGGUCGGAUGGUGUGUACAACUGGCCUAUGAAGGACGAUGUAUCCUGGCAGCGCAGUGAGGACAUCAUUGGAAGACUUCCAGCACCAACUCUACUGCCCUGCAGGGGAAUCAAACUAAUGUUUGAUCUGUCAAGCCUAAGGCCCCUGUCUGCAUAUGUGCUCAAGUGAUUGUGUAGAAACAGUGUCGAGAACAAGUGUUUGGACAGUAUAUUUACUGCUGCAGUUCCUAGUUAUUUUUUUCUCUUAAAUAGCCCUUCAAGUGCCCUGCUUUAUGACUUUCUUGUACCCAAAGGUAGACUCAGUGCUACUCUGAUUCUGAAUUUGGACUUUGCUGUUUGUAAUUUUAGACAAUGUUUCUCCUUUUUUUCACGGAAAUCUAUUUGCAAGUGGGUUUUGUGGGGCACUUUAUCCGCUAUUCUAAGGUAAAAGUUGUGUUUGAAAAGUAGUUGUUCUUCAUUAAAGUUACAAGACAUUGUUUUUUAAAAAAAUCCUUCAGAACUAUUUUAAUAUAAUAGAAGUAUUGUGUUUGAUGAAUGUUAAAUCCAAUUGUUUUUGUUUGCUACACAUAUUAAGCUCAGUGGUUAAAAGAAAAGAGAAAUAAAGUAUGUCAGGAGUGUAACAGGCAUUAAAGUGUUCAAAUAAUUAAAUAUUCCUCUCUCACCAGUCAGGUUUUUGCAAUAACCACUUGAGCAACUUUCUUAACCACAUUAUUUCUAAUUUAUGAAAACAGCUUAGUUCCAACCAAUACACAGUGUUACUCUGCAUCAAGUUUGUAUCUAAGCUGUUUGCCACUUGCAGUCAUAUAAAAGUUCAUUAAAUUGAAAACUGCCAGUAUUGUAACAAAUAAUAGUACACUGUAAGCUUAUCAUGACUCAGACAGUCUACAAUACUGAUAACAUUCACGGAUUCAUGUAAGUAAGACUUAUAACAGUACAUGAAUAUACACUUGAUUCCAUGUCAGGAGUGUAACACAUUUAUAUUAUAUAAUAUACAGCAUUAUAAAGUUUAUGAUUGUUACCAAAAUGAUUGUGCAUUCAGUGUAAAUGUGUUGAUUAUUAGAAUUAAAAGUUAUAAUGAGAAAAUUCUACAUCAUUUGUUCCAAAAAUACCCAAAAAUGAAGUACAUAGUAUUUGCAAUGCCCUCUGCUUUCUAACAAAUCAUCAAAUACUCACAUAUUUUCACGAUGUAUUAAUCUAAUUCAAAGAAGAGUGCUUCUUCUUUGAUUUACAUCACAAAGUUUUGCUCCACUUAUCUUUUGCUGAGAAACAACAGGGCAUUGUUGAAAAGGGUGUUUCAGGUCAGGGGUGUAACAUUUUGAGGAAAUUAGGCUCAAAAGUUGGCCUUUCAUGAAAUUUUUGAGGUUACUUUGACUCCCAUGAAAAUUUCAGUGAUGGUUUUAUAUUCAUUCCUGUCAUUCAUUAAGUAUA
Messenger RNA from Mya arenaria, 2085 nucleotides. RefSeq lists its product as uncharacterized. The transcript is spliced from 4 exons. Bases 217 to 606 code for a protein of 129 amino acids. The record is from RefSeq and is a predicted model, not a curated record. Lineage: Eukaryota; Metazoa; Mollusca; Bivalvia; Myida; Myidae.